CUACCGCUAACCCAACUUGCUGACAGGCGCUUUGCGAGAUACAAUGCGAAUUUUGGUAAUAUUAUGGCAUCGGAAACCCUGAAAACGCGUGCCAUUUCUGCGUUUAAUCGGUUGUCGCUGGGAAGCAGCUUCCGAGUCCUUAAUUAGUGAAGUCAGAGGGCCGGACAAUGCUAACUAGUUAGCCCGGGGUUGUUGCUAACUGGCUAAGGAAGUUAGCCGGUUAGCUAGCAAGCCGCGUCAGCUUGCCGGAGGCUGAUUUUCUUGUUUGGCGCAUUUCAAGCCUAUUCACCGACCUCUAACUGUUAAACCGCCCCCUAAACGAAAACUUUAGAUUGUAGCUUUACCAAUGUCAAAUAUAAAAUACUGAAACUUCCAUAUUCCGCUUUUAGAAUGAAGAGUUAACAGUGUUUUACCUGAGCGGCUGUUUUUUUGCAAACGCUACUCUUUUGUUUUGACAAAGGAAGAGGACCUGAGUUUCUUUUUUGAACACCAGUUCACAUCUGGUGCUGGAACAGUUUCUUUGGGUAUUUCUUUUGUUGUUAUUUUGGCAAUGGCUCCGCAGAAGCACAGCUCCUCAGGUGGAAGCCACCCGGUGGGUUUUGGUUCUGGGGGAAAAGCCAACGGGUUGUACCAGUCGUCCUCCUCUGCGAUGGCUGUAGCCAAGAAGCCCAACAUGCAACUCAUUCAAGCCGACCACGAGUUGUUCCUGCAGGCCUUCGAGAAGCCAACCCAAAUCUACAGGUUCCUCCGCACCAGGAACUUGAUAGCUCCUAUAUUCUUGCACAGGACACUCACCUAUAUGUCCCAUAGAAACUCAAGGAAUAACGUCAAAAGGAAAAGCUCCAAGGUUGACAAUCUGUUGUUCAAAGUGGAGAAAAUGAGAGGCGAACAGGAGAGUCACAGCUUGGCCUCUAAUCUGCAGCUCACCUUUACUGGCUUCUUUCAUAAAGCUGGAAAGCCAUCUCAGGACAGUGAGAAUGAGCAGAACUCUGUAUCUCUGGAAGUGCUGCUGGUCAAAGUCUGUCACAAAAAGAGGAAGGAUGUGAGCUGUCCGGUGAAGCAGGUCCCCACAGGGAAGAAGCAGGUUCCUCUGAAUCCAGACACGAGCACCGGAGUCCAGGCCAAGCAGGGCUCCUUCCCCUCUCUGCUGGUUCCCAGCAGUGAGUUUGAACCCAGCAACUCUCACAUGGUCAAGUCCUACUCCCUGCUCUUCAGAGUAUCGAGGCCUGGAUACCCCCGAACACAGAUCAACGGCCUGGCCAAUGGAGAGAAUCACCACAAUAGAGAUUUUACAGAGGAAGUGGUAAACAGGAAGAGGAGGAGCUCCUCACUCCGGGAGGAGGGAGAAACCACAUUUGUGGCUCAGAUGACUGUCUUUGAUAAAAACAGACGUCUGCAGCUGUUAGAUGGGGAAUACGAGGUGUCUAUGCAAGAGAUGGAGGAGUGUCCGGUCAAUAAAAAGAGGGCAACUUGGGAGACCAUCCUGGAUGGAAAGUGUUUACCUCCAUUUGAGAGUUUCUCUCAGGGUCCCACUCUGCAGUUCAACCUGCGCUGGACCAGCGACUCCUCUGAUCGCUCCACAGCACCUGUGGCCAAACCUUUGGCCACCCGCAAUUCUGAGACCAACCAGGACACCAGACCUAGCACCCUGAGAGCCAUGCACACUCUGGCUGUUAAAGAAUCCAUAAAUGCUGACAUGCAAACCAGACGAGAACAAAUCUCCACUGAGUCACGACAGAAGCUACGCAUCUUCUACCAGUUUCAGUACAACAACAACACACGGCAGCAGACGGAGGCCAGAGACGACCUCCACUGUCCUUGGUGUACCCUCAACUGCAGGAAGCUCUACAGUUUGAUCAAACACCUUAAACUGUCUCACUCCCGCUUCAUCUUCAACUAUGUGCCUCAUCCUAAAGGAGCAAAGAUCGAGGUCUCCAUCAACGAGUGCUAUGAUGGUUCAUAUGCAGGAAACCCUCAGGACAUCCACAGCCAGCCGGGCUUCGCCUUCAGCAGGAACGGCCCAGUCAAGAGGACCGCUGUCACCCACAUUGUUGUCUGCAGACCCAAGAGGAUGAAGGCGAGUCUGUCUGAGUUCCUAGAGCCGGAGGAAGGUGAUCAGGAGCAGCCGAUCAUCAGCGGACACAACCGCCUCUACUUCCACAGCGACAGCUGCGUGCCGCUCCGGCCUCAGGAGAUGGAAGUGGACAGCGAGGACGAGAGGGACCCUGACUGGCUUAAAGAAAAAACUGUCAAGCAAAUCGAGGAGUUCACUGAUGUCAACGAGGGAGAGAAGGAGAUCAUGAAGCUCUGGAACCUCCAUGUCAUGAAGCAUGGCUUCAUAGCAGACAACCAGAUGAAUGAGGCCUGCCUGCUGUUUGCUGAUCACUACGGCAUCCACAUAGUCAAAAACAGCCUCUGUCGCAACUUCCUGCUGCACCUGAUCAGCAUGCACGACUUCAACCUGGUCAACACGCAGACCAUUGACCAAGCCAUGGCCCGCCUCCGCCUCCUGCAGAGCCAGGGCGCUCACAGGGACAAAGACAGGGCGGAGGAGGAGGAGGAAGAAGAGGAAGAGGAGGACUGGGAGACGGCCGUGGAGUCCCAGCCAGAGCUGGAUCCAGAUCCUGAUCUCGAUCCAUCUGAGUACACACCCUGUAACGAUGAGACUAGCUACAGCUGCCUGGAGAGUGACAACCAGCAGAGGGAGGAGGAUCUGUGACAGAGAGGCUGACCUCCCAACAGAAACUCUUCAGCUCUGGUUUUGAUUUCAAACUGAAUUUAAAACUCUGAGCAAAGAUCCCCAAACAGGAAAAUGGAGGCCAGAAUCUCCUAAAAGGCGACAGACAAACAGGUGUUAAAACACACACGAGUUACUGCAGGGAUUAUGUUUUCAAGGGCAGGUUACAUCACACACAAGAUGAAUUUUUAGGUUUUUCAUUUACAUCAAAGAGGUGCUUCAUGGCGUCAUUUUAUUACCUGAGAAAGUGAGGAAUUCAGAAAAACUUGAAGCUGAGAACCAUCACCAUUUUCUUGUUAUUUUAUGUCAUAGGUCAUUUUAUGUCCUGACAGAUACCGUAAUGUGACAGUGUUGUAGCUCUCAAUCAGUUACCUGCAUUCUUUCAUUUCCUACCCACUUAGAUUCACAUCAAAACUAUGAAGCGAGCACAAAACAUUUUCAGCCUUUUAUCUGGAUAUGUUUGGAUCUUAGCCUGUAGUUUGAUGACCAUUCAGAUUCAUUUUGGGCUCAAUCUGUCGUUAAGUUAUCAGACCCCUCUAUCGUCUUCCUCGGUGUGAAGCACCAAUCAUUGACUCUCUAGCCACCCUCAGCUCCACCAAAGGUUUUCUUUUGUACUGAGUGUGUUUACGUGUACAAGUGUCAAGGUCAUGGGUCAGAGAUGUCAGAUCAGGUCUGUGAUCGAGUGUCCAGGACUCUUAUUGGUUCUCCAGGUGUUUAAUCUGGUUUCUGUGUCUCAUCGAAUCCCGAGGACUGGGAUUAUGUCUCCAGGGGUCAGAUGCAUAAAACAACUAAAACUGUGUGUACGCACAAAGGCAGAAAUGUACAUUUGCAUUCUUUUCAUCAGAUUUAUAGAGCUGUGUGUGCGCCUGGUUGUUUGUUUUUUAUCAGUCUCAAUCACUGUGGCGCAGGGUGCACCUGCACGAGCAUCAUUUAUGCACCCACAGUUGGCCAUAAAUGGAUGUAGAAACACCCUUAAACAUCUGUUUGCAUAUUGAUACUUGUGUUUUUUGUCUCAUAUUUAAACUCGUCCUUACCACCUUACCAGCAGCUAUCUCAUCAAAAACCAAGUGUAUGCGUGGUCUGAAGAAUGCCUGAGGUACGCACAUUCCUCUGUUAUAAAUACUAGUUUAUGUGUGGGAGAAGGCGUAUGCAUUGUUUCUGAGAGCACACAUUGUUUGCUGCAUCUGGCCCCAGGUGUCUGAGACAGUUUCCAGGACUGCUGUUGGUUCUCUGGGUGUCUAAUCUGGUUUCUGAUGAAGUCUUCAGGUCUCUAGUAAGGUGUCUGGGUCUCUGAUCUGAUGUCCAGAUGUCUUAUCGGCUCUCCAUCUUCACAUCUCUCUACUGUCUCUGUCAUCUCUGAUAUCCCUCAUAUCGUCACAGGUGUAUUAAUAUUUAUGAUGAUGUUUAUAUUUCUAAGUACUUGAGUCCAGCAUGGACUUGCUCAGACAGCUUGGAUCACAGUCCUGGAUCAGUGCAGUUUCUACUACUGGUGCUAGACAUUUUCACUCCUCAGAAACACUCUCGGGUUAUUUGGAAGCAUCUCAGCUGCUUUCUCACAGCGACCUCGACUGCCAGCACUCUAACACCAAGAUGCAUUGUUGCUUUUUGUAAAAAGACUUGUUGUUUUCCUCUAGCACUCCUCAUCACGCAGCUCUGCCCCGCUUAGCCCAGGACAGUGUGUUGGCAACAUAAGCAUAAGUGUGUCCUUUUGUGAAGUCGGUCAAGAAGAGUAGAUCGUCCAUGUUGGGGAGAAGAGGCAGGUUCAGUUCUCAGAAUUUUUGAGUCGUCAGUCGACGGAUUAAUUAUCUAAACAGUUACUGAUGACUCUUUUGAACCGUUAACCCGGGUGCUGAUUCCACUCUCUUUAAUGAGCAAAGUUGCUGCUUUUGUUUCAUGUUUUGGGACUGUUGCUCACACACAAGGGCCGUGGGAACUGAACUGCUGUUGUGCAUUUUCCCUUCAUUUAUCAUCUUAAUAUUGAUUUACAAACUUUAAUAGCUGCUGGCCACCUUCAGAGGAGGCAGAGCCUGAGACAGCACACAGGUGAAGCCAUCAACAUUAACUGAAGCUCAACAAGUUGUCAGUGUUUAUUUUUUGUGUCAUUUCUCAGCUGGGUUUUGGUUCAUUUGUCCUUCUACCGUUAUGUACAUAAGACUCAGUUAAACUGUAAUAAUUUAGCUUUGGAAAACAGUUGUUUGGAAACCUAAAGGUGACCAGGGAGGUUUUGUAGUUACUUAGUUGACACACCAAAGGGGAUGAAUUUGCUGCAGAUUUCUCCACUCGUUUCUCCUGUGAACAUUUUCUUUUUGUACAAACAAACAAAAAAAACAGCACCUGACCCCGUAUCGCUGCCUUGAAAUAAUCUCAAGUUUCAGUGAGACAGAAAGCACAAUGUCCAGAUGCUGAUUUCAGUUUCCUGCUCCGUGUUGAACAGAUUGUAUGCAGUAUGAGCCUGCAGCAGUCAGGACUGGCAUUGAUGCACCGACGCAGAAAUAAUUUGAGGUUUGAUGUGAAGAGUUGCAUUUUUUUGUGACCUUGCUCUUUAAAAGCUUUACAUCAGAAAUGCAGCAGAAAUCUGGUGUGCGGUGGGUGUUCAGAGGCGUUUGGUUCACAUGUGACACUUCUGAGUCACAUGCAGAGCACUUUUUGUUUUGGAUAAAGCCCGCUGUAGAUUUUUUUUGUUUUGUUAACUCACAUGAGACCAGCAGCAUUUUGCACAAGAUGAGAGGAGCCAUGUCAAGAGAGCAAGACUUUUCUUCAACAGUUAUGUAAAAACCAGCUUGAUGUUAUGAACUUUCUAAGUCGAGUCAGAAUGGUUUUCUAUUAAAAGAACAAUUUUG
Epinephelus fuscoguttatus (brown-marbled grouper) is the source of this 5577-nucleotide messenger RNA. Its product is annotated as polycomb protein suz12-like. Gene Ontology annotation, cellular component: ESC/E(Z) complex; nucleus. Bases 551 to 2719 code for a protein of 722 amino acids. Gene Ontology annotation, molecular function: chromatin DNA binding. Lineage: Eukaryota; Metazoa; Chordata; Actinopteri; Perciformes; Serranidae. The transcript is spliced from 16 exons. The record is from RefSeq and is a predicted model, not a curated record.